Molecule: messenger RNA, 985 nt
Organism: Saccoglossus kowalevskii
Lineage: Eukaryota; Metazoa; Hemichordata; Enteropneusta; Harrimaniidae
Product: protein FAM167A-like
Source: RefSeq, a predicted model, not a curated record
UCGACAUGAAAGAUGGUUUCGCGUCGCCUGCCGGUUCUAUAUUGUUUUUUUAGAGCAGACUGAAUAGCCUUGAACGUUGUACUGGCAUGUCACACCAAUACCACCAGUUUGUCUUUUAUCUCGUAUGCUCUCAGACAAAAUACAAUUAAUUCCUGACUAUUAGUAGUUAAAACGUUUCUAUAUGAAUACUUGUGUGUACUUAUAGAACGCACUGUUUGUAGAAUUUACCUUGCGAUACACGCCUUUGUCGUCAGUGAUACGACUCACCUGGCACCCCGUCACGUGAACACUACGUCACGACACCAUACGUCGGAACGACCGAGAUUACGAAAUUAAACUUUGCGAUAAUAAGUAAGCAAUUAAUUUAACAAAGACGAUGACGUCAUCACCAAUCACCACCAUCACCGAAAGCAGCGAAGAAGAUGAUACUAUGGACGAAAUGACGGAAUUAAAAGCCAUGACAACCAGGUUGAAAUUGCAAACAAGACGACCAUCUUAUAUCGAAUGGAGAUCAAAGCUCGAGAAGCCAUCAUUAGCUUAUUAUAACUCGUCAGACGACGUUAUCGGAAAAUCACACCAAGAAAGGAAAGCAGAAAUAGACAACGCCCUCAGUUGGCUGAGACGUGAAUUGGUUGACAUGAGGACACAAGACCAAAGCCUAGCCCGUCAACUCAUGAAUAUUCAUCGUGAAAUUCAACGUCUUCGUUUGGAACAGAGCUGCGAAGCACACCGUGAUAUGCUAGAUGAAGUACAGUACACGAUAGAAGAGCAGGACGAAAUGACUGACGUCUGUGACAUGCAGGCUAUGGACCCAAAUUUACUGAGAAUCAUGAAAUCGCCACUUGGUCACUUUGGAGUAACUCGCAUGAAUUUAAAUGCGCGCCGGUUUUCAUUAUGUUAAAUAUGUGAAACUAGGACGUUGUCAUGGUAACAUGUAGACAGUCCCCCCCCCCCCCAUGACGAUUAUCGAGUCAAUGUGAUUGUG